Messenger RNA from Sphaeramia orbicularis (orbiculate cardinalfish), 1814 nucleotides. It is a transcript of the gene s100t, whose product is annotated as S100 calcium binding protein T. Gene Ontology annotation, cellular component: cytoplasm. NCBI's taxonomy places the organism in Eukaryota, Metazoa, Chordata, Actinopteri, Kurtiformes, Apogonidae. Gene Ontology annotation, molecular function: calcium ion binding; calcium-dependent protein binding; transition metal ion binding. The transcript has 2 exons. The coding region runs from base 1055 to 1477 and encodes 140 amino acids. The record is from RefSeq and is a predicted model, not a curated record.
GGGAUGUAUUUAAAGGCGUUAUCCUUCUCAUUCUGACCAUCAGCCGCUUUGCCUUCACUCUCAACACCUGACCAGUAGACCAGCACUCCUUCACUCAGGUAAGAAACAAAGACCAGCCUAAAGUUUGCAAGGAGAGGAGGACUUUCAACACUGAAAACAGUUUCUGUAAAAUUGUUAAUCUCUAUAUCUACUUUUUAACCUACUAACUCUACUUUUUGGGGUGCAGCAAAUGAGUAGUGUUUUCUGAAAAUGGACUGCUCUUUUCAAGCUCAGUGUGAGUCAGGGCAGUGAAAGUUUGUUUAUUUAAAAGGUGUAGUAAGUAGCAGAACCAGUCUUAUGAAUACUUGUGGCACAUAUUCAGGAAAAUGUAAAGCAUGCUGGCCAUGAGGAGAAACUGGUGAACAUUGUGACUGACAACUACAAAGGCUUCACAGUUCAGAGGUGAUAUAGGUCCAGGAAAGUCAAGCACUUACACCUUUCUCUAGUGUUUCUGCCAUCCUACAUCGGUAAAGUAAAAGCAUAUCAGGUUGCCUCCAUGUGUCCCUGUUACAUCUCCACUGGUUUGGCUUUUUUUUUUUUUUUUUUACCAGCUUAGAGUUUCACUCUUAUCAGCUGGCUCACAUGUCCGGCUGCUGACGAUGUCCUAUGUCAUCCCAGAGGUCCCUUCAUUGAGGCAAAGCCACAGACAGAUGGAUGAGUUUAUCAGUACAAAAAUCUUAUCAGGACCCCUGACAGGAAGGAAACACUCCGUAUGAGGCAACAGACCAAAUUUGAUUCAGGGCAGGAUUUCAAACUCUGCCAAAUACCGCUCCCCUCUCUUGGUAGAUAUGCUUCAACAGUUCAUUAUUUAGUGAUGUCAGCGAUGGAACUGUAACCUAUGAUUCAACUUUUUAUGUAUUCAUUACUGCGUGUCCAAAUCCGUCUAAUUAUCUAAAACCUGUCUGGCACUCUGUCUAUGAGAAAUACAAGAGGCAGAGCAGGCGUGCAUGAGUUUGAGCUGAAAGUGACAGGGGGAAGCAUUAACUUGUAUUGAUUUACAGAGGAUGUGUCCUCCAUGCUUGAAAGAGCAGAUAUUGCAGAAAUUAGUACUGACAUGGACUAUUUUUGUGAACUUUUCCCUCCUACAUCCCAUCAUCUUCUAUCUUUCUCCAGAAUGUCUUUGCCCAACUCAGAGAAUGCCUCCACCCUGGAGAGUGCCAUGCAACUCAUGAUCCAGACCUUCCAUAAGUACUCUGGAAAUGAGGGCGACAAAUAUACACUGAGCAGGGCUGAGCUCAAAGAGAUGCUUACUGCAGAGCUUGGCAACUACCUGGGGAAUGCUCAGGAUAAGGAGGCUGUGGAUAAGGUAAUGGGAGACCUGGACUCCAACAACGAUGGGGAGGUAGACUUCACUGAGUUCAUCAUACUGGUCGGAGCUCUUACCGUGGCCUGCAACGACUUCUUCCUGGAAUACAACGAUAAGCAAGAGAAGAAGUGAACACACCCUCAGCUUGAAGAUGUAUAUUCUGCAACCCAUACACUCCAGGGAGUAACAGUUAAGGCAGGAGAGAAGUCCUGUGUAGACUAUCCUGUCAUGGACUUCACAAACACACACACAAACACAAACAUGUCUAAUGUUGAGUAGUAAAUGUUUGUUUGAGUGUUUGUGUAUUUUUCUGCAAAUCCCAAUCACUCCUGUAUUCAAGUAAAAAUCUGGAGAGUUUCAACAGCUGUUAUUGUCGGAUCUGUGAAAACCUCCCAUUCUGGUUCUUUUCAUGUAUUUUGUAACAAAUUCCCUCAAAUACAGUUCCCCCUGGAAAGAAUAAAUGUGAACU